GUUCCGUCCUGUUUGUGUAAACUAUAAACUCGCGUUUUCUUACUUUUUACAUUUCGGUAUUAAUUAAAUAUAAUUGUCUUAUUCAUACAUAAAUUAACAAUUUAAUGUAAGAUGUAAUAAUUUAUCUUAUUUGCGUCAACUCAACUUAAAAAGUUAUGUCUAUUCCACCUUUCAUGUUGGGUGGACACCCAUGGGCUCAGAUCAUUCAACAGCAGCAACAAAUUGCUGCCGUGCAGGCACAAGCUCAAGCCCAAGCUGCCCAUGCACAGGCAGCAGCUGUACAUGCUCAUAUGCAUGUUGCUCAGCAAAUGGCUAUGCAUCAGAUGUCAUCAGCUCCACCUCACAGAAUACCUGAACCUUUAAGUGAUGAAAAAUUACAAGAAAAAUCACAAAAAUGGCAACAAAUUCAAUCUAAAAGAUUUGCACCUAAACGUAAAUUUGGUUUUGUCGAUGCACAAAAAGAAGACAUGCCCCCCGAACAUAUACGUAAAAUAAUCAGAGACCACGGUGACAUGAGCAGUCGAAAAUAUCGUCAUGAUAAAAGAGUUUAUUUAGGAGCUUUGAAAUAUAUGCCGCAUGCCGUUCUAAAAUUAUUGGAAAAUAUGCCCAUGCCAUGGGAACAGAUUCGUGAUGUCAAAGUUUUAUAUCAUAUAACUGGUGCAAUUACUUUUGUUAAUGAAAUUCCAUGGGUCAUUGAACCAGUUUAUAUUGCUCAAUGGGGAACUAUGUGGAUAAUGAUGAGAAGAGAAAAACGUGAUAGGCGUCAUUUUAAACGUAUGCGUUUUCCUCCAUUUGAUGAUGAAGAGCCACCUUUAGAUUAUGCAGACAAUGUAUUAGAUGUUGAACCUUUGGAAGCUAUUCAGAUUGACUUGGAUACAGAAGAAGAUGCCGCUGUAGCGAAAUGGUUUUAUGAUCAUAAACCACUUGUUAACUCAAGGCACGUAAACGGAUCUACAUAUCGUAAAUGGAAUUUAACUUUACCGCAAAUGGCUACAUUAUAUAGAUUAGCCAAUCAACUUUUAACUGAUCUUGUUGAUGAUAAUUACUUUUAUUUAUUCGACCCAAAGUCAUUCUUUACUGCUAAAGCAUUAAACAUGGCUAUUCCUGGUGGACCAAAAUUUGAACCACUUAUUAAGGAUUCAAAUCCAUCUUUUGUCCGAGAUGAAGAUUGGAAUGAAUUUAAUGAUAUCAAUAAAAUUAUCAUAAGACAACCUGUAAGAACUGAAUACAGAAUUGCAUUUCCAUAUUUAUACAAUAAUCUUCCUCAUUAUGUUCAUUUAUCUUGGUAUCAUGCUCCAAAUGUUGUGUACAUUAAAACUGAAGACCCAGACUUGCCAGCAUUUUAUUUUGACCCCUUGAUAAAUCCUAUAUCACACAGACAUUCCGUCAAGGUUAGUGAACCUAUUUUUGAUGAUGAUGAAGAAUUUGAACUACCACCAGAAGUUCAACCAUUUUUACAAGAAACUCCUGUUUACACUGACAACACAGCAAAUGGAAUCGCAUUGUUAUGGGCUCCUAGACCAUUUAAUAUGCGCUCUGGCCGUUGUAGAAGAGCUAUUGAUGUGCCUUUAGUUAAGAGUUGGUACAGAGAACAUUGUCCACCAGGGCAACCCGUUAAAGUUCGUGUUAGCUAUCAAAAACUUUUAAAAUAUUAUGUAUUAAAUGCUUUGAAACAUCGACCCCCUAAACCACAGAAAAAAAGAUAUUUAUUCCGGUCAUUUAAAUUUACUAAGUUUUUCCAAACUACUACAUUAGAUUGGGUAGAAGCUGGUUUACAGGUAUGCAGGCAAGGAUAUAAUAUGUUAAACCUUUUAAUUCAUCGUAAAAAUCUUAACUACUUGCAUCUGGAUUACAAUUUUAAUUUGAAACCUGUGAAAACGCUUACAACCAAAGAAAGGAAAAAAUCUCGUUUUGGAAAUGCUUUUCAUCUGUGUCGAGAAAUUCUUCGUUUGACAAAAUUGAUCAUUGAUUCCCAUGUACAAUACAGAUUAAACAAUAUUGAUGCAUUUCAAUUAGCUGAUGGAUUACAAUAUGUAUUUGCGCAUGUUGGACAACUGACUGGCAUGUAUCGUUAUAAGUACAAACUUAUGAGACAAAUACGUAUGUGCAAAGAUUUAAAACAUCUUAUUUACUAUCGGUUUAAUACUGGACCAGUGGGCAAAGGUCCAGGUUGUGGAUUUUGGGCACCAGGUUGGCGUGUGUGGUUGUUUUUUAUGCGAGGUAUAACACCAUUAUUGGAAAGGUGGUUAGGUAAUUUACUGUCUCGUCAAUUUGAAGGAAGGCAUUCAAAAGGAGUUGCUAAAACUGUUACUAAACAACGUGUUGAGAGUCAUUUUGAUUUAGAACUUCGUGCUUCUGUCAUGCAUGAUAUUGUAGAUAUGAUGCCAGAAGGUAUUAAACAAAAUAAGGCUAGAACAAUUUUGCAGCAUUUAUCUGAAGCAUGGAGAUGUUGGAAAGCUAAUAUUCCGUGGAAGGUUCCUGGAUUACCAACUCCAAUUGAGAAUAUGAUUCUUCGAUAUGUAAAAAUGAAAGCCGAUUGGUGGACAAAUACGGCACAUUAUAACAGAGAACGUAUCCGUAGAGGAGCUACAGUUGAUAAGACUGUGUGUAAAAAGAAUUUAGGUCGUUUAACUAGAUUAUAUUUAAAAGCAGAACAAGAACGGCAGCACAAUUAUCUUAAAGAUGGACCUUACAUUUCCCCCGAAGAAGCUGUUGCUAUUUACACAACAACUGUUCAUUGGUUAGAAUCUCGACGAUUUGCUCCAAUUCCAUUUCCUCCUCUUUCGUACAAACACGAUACAAAAUUAUUAAUUUUAGCUCUUGAACGUUUAAAAGAGGCAUACAGUGUAAAGUCACGUUUGAAUCAAAGUCAAAGAGAAGAAUUAGGAUUAAUUGAACAGGCUUAUGAUAAUCCUCAUGAAGCACUUUCAAGGAUAAAACGUCAUUUAUUGACUCAAAGAACAUUUAAAGAAGUUGGCAUAGAGUUUAUGGAUUUAUACUCUCACCUAGUACCUGUAUAUGAUGUUGAACCACUAGAAAAAAUAACUGAUGCCUAUUUGGAUCAAUAUUUAUGGUAUGAAGCAGAUAAACGACGUUUGUUUCCACCAUGGAUUAAACCUUCUGAUACUGAACCUCCACCAUUACUUGUAUAUAAAUGGUGUCAAGGUGUAAAUAAUUUACAAGAUGUGUGGGAUGUGAGUGAAGGUGAAUGCAACGUAUUACUUGAAUCCAAAUUUGAAAAAAUCUAUGAAAAGAUCGAUUUAACAUUACUUAACAGAUUGUUAAGAUUAAUUGUCGAUCAUAAUAUUGCUGAUUAUAUGACUGCCAAAAGCAAUGUUAUAAUUAAUUAUAAGGAUAUGAAUCAUACUAAUAGUUAUGGUAUAGUUCGAGGUUUACAAUUUUCAUCGUUUAUUGUUCAAUACUAUGGAUUGGUUUUGGAUUUGCUAGUUUUGGGAUUACAGAGAUCCUCAGAAAUGGCAGGACCACCUCAAAUGCCAAAUGAUUUCUUAACUUUCCAAGAUGUUGUUACUGAAAUAGCUCAUCCAGUUCGUCUUUAUUGUCGAUAUAUUGAUAGAGUACACAUAUUUUUAAGAUUCACUGCUGAAGAAGCAAAAGAUCUUAUUCAACGUUAUUUAACAGAACAUCCAGAUCCAAAUAAUGAAAAUAUUGUUGGUUAUAAUAAUAAAAAGUGUUGGCCUCGUGAUGCUAGGAUGCGCUUAAUGAAACAUGAUGUUAACUUAGGGAGAGCUGUAUUCUGGGACAUUAAAAAUAGACUACCCCGUUCUACAACUACCAUUCAGUGGGAAAAUAGUUUUGUGAGCGUUUAUUCCAAAGAUAAUCCUAAUUUGUUGUUUAAUAUGAGUGGUUUCGAAUGCCGAAUUCUACCAAAAUGUCGAACAAUUCACGAUGAACUUACUCAUAGAGAUGGUAUAUGGAAUCUACAAAAUGAAAUCACUAAGGAAAGAACAGCUCAAUCAUUUUUGAGAGUUGAUGAUGAAUCUUUGCAAAGAUUCCACAAUCGUGUUCGUCAAAUUUUAAUGGCCAGUGGAUCAACAACAUUUACUAAGAUUGUUAACAAAUGGAAUACAGCUUUGAUAGGUCUUAUGACUUAUUUCCGAGAGGCUGUAGUAAAUACUCAGGAACUUUUGGAUCUAUUGGUGAAAUGUGAAAAUAAAAUUCAAACCCGUAUUAAAAUUGGUCUUAAUUCUAAAAUGCCUUCAAGAUUCCCUCCUGUGGUUUUUUAUACACCUAAAGAACUUGGUGGUUUGGGAAUGUUGUCUAUGGGUCAUGUUCUUAUUCCUCAGUCCGAUUUAAGAUGGUCAAAACAGACAGAUGUUGGCAUUACUCAUUUCCGUUCAGGUAUGAGUCACGAUGAAGAUCAAUUAAUUCCAAAUUUAUAUCGUUAUAUUCAACCGUGGGAAUCAGAAUUUAUUGAUUCUCAAAGAGUGUGGGCUGAAUAUGCUUUAAAAAGACAAGAAGCAAAUGCACAAAACAGACGUUUAACCCUGGAAGACUUAGAAGAUAGUUGGGAUCGUGGAAUACCUAGAAUAAAUACUCUGUUCCAAAAAGACAGACAUACAUUAGCUUAUGAUAAAGGCUGGAGAAUUAGAACAGAAUUCAAACAAUACCAGGUUCUAAAACAGAAUCCCUUCUGGUGGACUCAUCAACGACACGAUGGUAAAUUAUGGAAUUUAAACAAUUACCGAACUGAUAUGAUUCAAGCAUUGGGAGGUGUUGAGGGUAUAUUGGAACAUACUUUAUUCAAAGGAACCUAUUUCCCAACUUGGGAAGGUCUAUUUUGGGAGAAGGCAUCUGGUUUUGAAGAAUCGAUGAAGUAUAAAAAAUUGACAAAUGCUCAACGUUCUGGUUUGAAUCAAAUACCUAAUCGUCGUUUUACAUUAUGGUGGUCACCAACUAUCAACCGGGCUAAUGUUUAUGUUGGUUUCCAAGUUCAACUUGAUUUGACUGGAAUAUUUAUGCAUGGUAAAAUUCCUACUCUCAAAAUUUCCCUGAUUCAAAUUUUCAGGGCUCAUUUGUGGCAAAAAGUCCAUGAAUCUAUUGUUAUGGAUCUUUGUCAAGUUUUUGAUCAAGAACUCGAUGCAUUAGAAAUUGAAACUGUUCAAAAAGAAACCAUUCAUCCACGUAAAUCAUACAAAAUGAAUUCAUCUUGUGCCGAUAUCUUACUUUUUGCUGCUUAUAAAUGGAAUGUUUCAAGACCCUCUCUUCUGGCCGACUCAAAAGAUACAAUGGACAACACAACUACACAAAAAUAUUGGUUAGAUGUCCAACUUAGAUGGGGUGACUAUGACUCGCACGAUGUUGAACGUUAUGCGAGAGCUAAAUUUCUGGAUUAUACUACUGAUAACAUGUCUAUUUAUCCAUCACCUACUGGUGUACUCAUCGCAAUUGAUUUGGCAUACAACUUACACAGUGCUUAUGGAAAUUGGUUCCCUGGUUGUAAGCCUUUAAUUCAACAAGCUAUGGCUAAAAUUAUGAAAGCAAAUCCUGCUCUAUAUGUUUUGAGAGAACGUAUUCGAAAAGCUUUACAAUUGUAUUCUUCCGAACCUACAGAACCAUACUUAUCAAGUCAGAAUUAUGGUGAACUGUUUUCUAAUCAAAUUAUUUGGUUUGUGGAUGAUACAAAUGUCUACAGAGUAACAAUUCAUAAAACUUUUGAAGGCAAUUUGACAACUAAGCCUAUUAAUGGAGCUAUUUUCAUAUUUAAUCCACGUACUGGACAACUAUUUUUGAAAAUAAUUCAUACUUCAGUAUGGGCUGGUCAGAAACGUUUAGGACAAUUAGCUAAAUGGAAAACAGCUGAAGAAGUGGCAGCUUUGAUUCGUUCAUUGCCAGUUGAAGAACAGCCUAAACAAAUUAUUGUUACACGUAAAGGAAUGUUGGAUCCUCUUGAGGUGCAUCUUUUGGAUUUCCCAAAUAUUGUAAUUAAAGGAUCAGAGUUACAACUUCCAUUCCAAGCAUGUUUGAAGGUGGAGAAGUUUGGUGACCUUAUACUGAAAGCUACUGAACCUCAAAUGGUUCUUUUCAAUUUGUAUGAUGAUUGGCUAAAAACAAUCUCUUCUUACACGGCAUUUUCUCGUUUAAUAUUGAUAUUAAGAGCUUUACAUGUCAAUACCGAACGUACCAAAGUUAUUUUAAAACCAGACAAAACAACUAUAACUGAGCCACAUCACAUUUGGCCCACUCUCAGUGAUGACGAAUGGAUUAAGGUUGAAGUUCAGCUUAAGGACUUGAUUUUAGCUGACUAUGGAAAGAAAAAUAAUGUGAAUGUUGCAUCUUUAACUCAAUCUGAAAUCCGUGAUAUUAUUUUGGGAAUGGAGAUUAGUGCACCAUCAGCACAAAGACAGCAAAUUGCCGAGAUCGAGAAACAAACUAAAGAACAAUCGCAAUUAACAGCAACCACAACCAGAACAGUGAAUAAACAUGGAGAUGAUAUUAUUACUUCCACUACUUCCAAUUAUGAAACUCAAACUUUCAGCUCCAAGACUGAAUGGAGAGUUCGUGCAAUAUCUGCAACAAAUCUUCAUUUGCGUACUAAUCAUAUAUAUGUAUCGUCUGACGACAUUAAAGAAACUGGUUACACGUAUAUAUUACCUAAGAACAUCCUCAAAAAGUUUGUCACUAUUUCAGAUCUUCGUGCUCAGAUUUGUGCAUACUUGUAUGGUGUGAGUCCUCCUGAUAACCCUCAAGUGAAAGAAAUCCGUUGCCUAGUGAUGCCGCCACAGUGGGGAACACAUCAAACUAUACACGUACCAUCACAAUUACCCAAUAACCAUCACUAUCUUAAUGACAUGGAACCACUUGGUUGGAUACAUACACAGCCUAAUGAAUUACCUCAACUAUCACCACAAGAUAUAAGCACACAUGCCAAAAUUAUGUCUGAUAACUCGACGUGGGAUGGAGAAAAAACUGUAAUAAUAACUUGCAGUUUUACUCCAGGCUCAUGCUCAUUAACAGCUUAUAAAUUGACUCCAAGUGGUUUUGAAUGGGGACGACAAAACACUGACAAAGGCAACAAUCCCAAAGGAUAUUUGCCUAGCCAUUAUGAAAAAGUACAAAUGCUGUUGUCAGACAGAUUCCUUGGUUUCUUCAUGGUUCCAGCACAAGGAUCAUGGAACUAUAAUUUUAUGGGUGUGAGACAUGACGCAAACAUGAAGUAUGAAUUGCAAUUAGCCAAUCCAAAAGAAUUUUAUCAUGAGAUUCAUAGGCCUGCCCAUUUCUUGAAUUUCUCAUCUUUAGAAGAUGGAGACGGAGUUGGUGCUGACCGUGAAGACGUGUAUGCUUAA
Molecule: messenger RNA, 7304 nt
Organism: Acyrthosiphon pisum (pea aphid)
Lineage: Eukaryota; Metazoa; Arthropoda; Insecta; Hemiptera; Aphididae
Gene: Prp8
Product: pre-mRNA processing factor 8
Exons: 41
Coding region: 156-7304 (2382 amino acids)
Biological process (GO): mRNA splicing, via spliceosome; spliceosomal tri-snRNP complex assembly
Cellular component (GO): catalytic step 2 spliceosome; U5 snRNP
Molecular function (GO): metallopeptidase activity; U5 snRNA binding; U1 snRNA binding
Source: RefSeq, a predicted model, not a curated record